AUGAGAAAUGUGAGAUUUGGGAAAUGUAUUGAUACAAAUGUCACCGUCUGCGGCCUCAGCGUCUGCGGCCUCACCCUCAGCGCCUGCGGCCUCAGCGUCUGCGGCCUCACCCUCAGCGUCUGCGGCCUCAGCGUCUGCGGCCUCAGCGUCUGCGGCCUCACCCUCAGCGCCUGCGGCCUCAGCGUCUGCGGCCUCAGCGUCUGCGGCCUCACCCUCAGCGUCUGCGGCCUCAGCGUCUGCGGCCUCAGCGUCUGCGGCUUCAGAGUCUGCGGCCUCAGCGUCUGCGGCCUCACCCUCAGCGUCUGCGGCCUCACCCUCAGCGUCUGCGGCCUCACCCUCAGCGUCUGCGGCCUCACCCUCAGCGUCUGCGGCCUCACCCUCAGCGUCUGCGGCCUCACCCUCAGCGUCUGCGGCCUCAGCGUCUGCGGCCUCACCCUCAGUGUCUGCGGCCUCACCUUCAGCGUCUGCGGCCUCAGCGUCUGCAGCCUCAAAAUUAGGGGCCCGCCAAACGUAGCCACCCGGCCUCGACUCUCUCUGGCCUCUCUCCGGGGUCUCUGCAUCGUCCUCUCCUCUCCUCGCCCAACCUACCUCACCCCUCACACACGAUCUUCCGUCCUCUCGCUUUCGAUGUCCCUCAAUCCCCGCGGCUCAUCACACUCUUGUCGACCUCUGAUCACACCUGCUCUCAAUCCCUUCUCCUCUCCUCGUCACACAUGGCCAUGUGAUGAGACUGGGGGUGUCUCUUCCGCGCCGCUUCCUCCCACAGUCUCUCUCGCCUAUCUGCGUCUCCGCUUCCUCCACUCCGUCUCUCUCGCUCUCUCUUCUAUCCUUCACUUCUCUUCUUUCUCUUCCCCUCUCUGUCCUCUUCUCCCUCCUUCCCACCCCCUCGCUUUCUUUCUCCUCUCCUCAUUCCUCACUCCCCUCUUCUCUCAUCUCUCCACUCCUCCCGUCUCUCCCUCCUCCCCAUUCACCCCUAGGGUACCUCUCACCAGCUUCUCCCCCUCCGUACACUCCACUGGACUCCUCCAACUGCUCUAUCUCGCCGCUCGCUCGUCCUCGUCUUCUCCAACCUCGCGCGUCUCAUCAUUAUCUCUCUCCCCUCUCCCUCAAUCUAUCAUCCCUCUCUCCCUUCUCUCUCCGUCGCAGUCACCCAGCCCCUACCCUCCACUCGGCGUCCACCCUACCCCCCCCCUACUUCUCGUCUUGUCCGAUCGCCUCUUCCUUCCCCUCAAGUUCUCAGAGCGUGCGUUUCCUCCUCCCAUGAGACCGGUUCUCCUCGCCAUCCCGUCAUCCCUCUUUCUCUUCUCCGGAUCGCCUCCUUCUCCCGCUCUCCUUCCCUCUCUACCACUCAUCCGCUCCCUCCUCCUCCCCCUCGCCCAGCCUCUCUGUCCCAGCCUCUCCACGACUUCUGACGCUUCAUCAUCUCUCCUCCCGACCUCGCCUCCUCUCGUCUCUCUGUCUCUCUCUCAACUCUCUUCUCAUCCCCACACCGACCGCGAUCCAGCACCACUUCCCCUUCCCGACUGUUCGACCCUCCCCUCCUCUCUCUGGUUUCGUCUCCUCCUCCCCCCCACUCGCCUUCCUCGUUCCCCCGCUCUCCCCUCUCUCUUCCUUUCUUCUUUCUUCCCGCUACUCAUUCCUUCUCUUUUCCCCUCCCUUGUUUUGGCCCCCUUUGUCACACCUCUUCGGACCUGCGUCGUGCACAUCCCCUACGAUCUCUCACUCCCCUCCUAUGCAGGUCUUACGCAUCUAGUCUCCCGUUCCUUCGGGGUCGCCUACUUCCCCUUCCUCCCUUGUCUGCCUCUCCCUUCACCACUCUCUCUCUCCUCCCGCCCCGCUUCUCCUCUAUACUUUCUCCCCGUUGUUCCGCUUUCCCUCUCCCCUUCCCUCUUCGCCUUCUCCCCUCUCUCGUCGCUUUCCUUCUCCUUUUGUCUGUCCUCUUCGCCUCCCCGUCUCCCUCUCGCCUCUCUUCUCCUCUUACGCCUCCCGUCUCGCCUUCACCCUCCUUCCGGUCUCCACCCUUCCCCCUCCUCUGUCCCUCCUUGGUCGUCGUCCCCCCUUUCCCUCCCCUCUGUCCACCCGGGGGGGUGUCGCCUCCCGGGGUUAUGUCCGCUGCGGUCUCUUCCCCGCACGUUCUCGAUCCCCGGUCUUCUCUCCUUUCCCCAUCUGGCCCUUCUCGGCUUCAGUCCUCCCCCCCCUUUCCUCCUCUCCCCCGUCCCCCGUCUUCCUCUUCCCCUCUCCGGACGCUCUCCCCUCUCUCACUCACUCUCCCUGCUCCCUCCAAUCUCCCCCCGCUCCUCUUCCUCUCUCUCGCAAUCCACUCAUCGCCCCUCAUCAACGGGCUUCUUCUCCUCGAUGCUGUCGUCGGGCCUCCCAUCCUCGCACUCUCUCCCCACCCUUUCUCUCUCAAUUAUCCUCCCUCAUCCCUCUCCCCCUCCCCUCCCCCUUUCCCUCGCCCUUCCCGGCCCGCCCUUCCUCCGUCCCCCAUAUCUCACCUCCCAAUCCUCUCGGCACCGACACUGCUCUUCCGACGGUCCAUCCUCUCCCAUCCCGACUACCUGCCACGAGCGCUCCGUCAGACUUUUGCUGGUUCUCCUCGCUCAUCUGGGCCACACCUCUCUCCCGCUGGAUCACCCUCCGUGUGGGCCGGGCGGGGAGGGGGGGGGGUCUCUCCUCCCCUCUCUCAUGCCAUCCAUUCCCCCCUCCCUCUCCCCCAUCCCGUCCCCUCUCAUCCCUCCCGCUCCCCCUCCCCACUCCGCCCCACCUCCGUUCCCGUCCAUCCCGCCCCCCGUCUCUCCGGCCCCAUCCCUCCUCCCGCCUCCCCCUCCCUCUCCUCCUCUUCUUCUUCUCAUGUCUCUUCUGGUCGCCCGCCACGGCCCUCCCGCCUCGCAACUCCGCUCCCCGCCAAUGGACGUGGGGGGGGGGGGGUAG
Messenger RNA from Knipowitschia caucasica, 2931 nucleotides. Lineage: Eukaryota; Metazoa; Chordata; Actinopteri; Gobiiformes; Gobiidae. The record is from the annotation of a GenBank genome assembly.